AAAUAGACUUGCAGUGUCAAUCAUCUUCUUCUUCGUCAGCCUCCCUUCCACCGCCAUAUUGGGCAACUAAAAAAGGAGGGGGGCUCGUGCUUUCGGGGUGUUUUUCCCCCCUCAUCCCUUGUCCCGACUCACUCGCGACUCCGAGACUCGCGCGGCGGCAAGGUUUGGAGAGGGGCUGCGUUCGCGGGACCCACGGGCUCGCCCCAGCCUACGCUCCGACUGUUUGCCACCUCCUCCUGCCUCCUCCCCUCCCUUCCCCGCCCUCCAGUACACUUGAUCACUGAAGCCUCGAGCUGCGCGGCCGGGGCGUCCCUGCGCCUCUCUUCCCCCAGACCUGCGCGCUACUGCGGCUCGGGCGGACGCUCGCCUGGCUCUGCUCCACUUGACUGUCUGUGUGCAGUCGCAGAACUUCGAAGAGGGUUUUGCGCUGCGGCCGGGGCGUUUCGCUUUUGUUUGGUUUUAUUGUUUAUUUCAUUUCAUUUUUUUUUUUUUCCGGAGAGAGGUGAGGCGGUGGUCCGCACCCGCCCGGGGAGGAAGAUGUCAAACGUAAGAGUGUCUAACGGGAGCCCGAGCCUGGAGCGGAUGGACGCCAGACAAGCGGAGCACCCCAAGCCUUCCGCCUGCAGAAACCUCUUCGGCCCGGUCAAUCAUGAAGAACUAACCCGGGACUUGGAGAAGCACUGCCGAGAUAUGGAAGAGGCGAGUCAGCGCAAGUGGAAUUUCGACUUUCAGAAUCAUAAGCCCCUGGAGGGCAGAUACGAGUGGCAGGAGGUGGAGAGGGGCAGCUUGCCCGAGUUCUACUACAGACCCCCGCGCCCCCCCAAGAGCGCCUGCAAGGUGCUGGCGCAGGAGAGCCAGGCUGUCAGCGGGAGCCGCCAGGCGCUGCCUUUAAUUGGGUCUCAGGCAAACUCUGAGGACCGGCAUUUGGUGGACCAAAUGCCUGACUCGUCAGACAGUCCGGCGGGGCUAGCGGAGCAGUGUCCAGGGAUGAGGAAGCGACCUUCUGCAGACGAUUCUUCUUCGCAAAACAAAAGGGCCAACAGAACAGAAGAAAAUGUUUCAGACGGUUCCCCGAACGCUGGCUCUGUGGAGCAGACGCCCAGGAAGCCCGGCCUUCGACGCCAGACGUAAACAGCUUCGAAUUAAGAAUAUUUCCUUGUUUAUUAGAUACAUCACUGCUUUAUGAAGCAAGGAAGAUAUACAUGAAAAAAUUUAAAAUACAUAUCGCUGACUCCAUUGAAUGGACACCCUGUAUAAGCACUGAGAAAGCAAAAACAAUAACACUAAAAAUUUUAGGCACUCAUAAACCAUCUGCCUCUAAAAGCAUUGGAUGUAGCAUUGCGCAAUUAGGUUUUUCCUUAUUUGCUUCAUUGUACUACCUGUGUAUAUAGUUUUUAUCUUUUACUAUGUAGCACAUAAACAUUAGGGAUGGGAGGGCGGGUGGGGCUGAGGAAUCAGCAUGGGGGGGGGGUGAAGAACUUGCUUCAAUUUGUAGCAAGGAGAAAAAUAUUUGACUUGCAUAAAGAGAAGCAACUUGGGUGGGGGGAAGGGUUUGAAUUCCUUUCUUUAAAGAUGUAGUGUCCCUUUCUGUAAGAACGGAUCCUUUAUUUUUAAAAUAAUCAAAAUUUGAAUAAUCGCUACAGAUAGUCGCUAUUUAUUUUUAUUUGAAGCUUAUUCUCAUUUGGGAGUUCUGAAGAGUCUGUUAUAUAGCAAGAAAUGGCUUAGUUUUUUUGUUUGUUUGUUUUUUGUUUUGGGGGGGUUUUUUUGUUUGUUUUUUUUCUAAAUUGGAAUUUACCAGUUAAUUGUUUAGCAGUAAUCAUCCCAGGUAACACUGGGCGAAAAUCUUGGAUGUGAUAGGGAAAUCUGAAUUCUUAGCAUUGACUAUCUCAGAUCAUAUUUGCUGAGAAAAUUUCCUAGUUUUUUUUUCCACAGUGAAUAUAAUCCUAAAUCCUUGGAUAUUUUUAGAAGUCUGUAACUUUACAUAAAUAAUGAAAUAAUUUUUAAUUCAAAGUUUCUCACCCUACUUGUUAAUUUGCCCCCAUGGAAAAUUGUUUUUAAAAGAAAAAAGGAUACUUAUAGAGUAAGUGAAAUGGAUGCUACAUCUUUAAACAGUGUUUCUUCAUUGCCUGUGUAUGAGAAAAACUUUGAAGUGUGCCUGUGUAUAUAACUCUGUAAAGACACUGAAAAUUAUACUAACUUAUUUAUGUUAAAAAAGAGAUUUUUUUUUAAUCUAGACAAUAUACAAGCCAAAGUGGCAUGUUUUGUGCAUUUGUAAAUGCUGUAUUGGGUAGACUAGCUCCCCCCAACCCCUUUGUUAAAUAAUACGGCUAUGCUUAAAAGGUUGCAUACUGAGCCAAGUAUAAUUUUUGUAAUGUGUGAAAAAGAUGCCAAUUAUUGUUACACAUCAAGCAAUCAAUAAAGAAAACUUCCAUAGUUA
Molecule: messenger RNA, 2437 nt
Organism: Apodemus sylvaticus (European woodmouse)
Lineage: Eukaryota; Metazoa; Chordata; Mammalia; Rodentia; Muridae
Gene: Cdkn1b
Product: cyclin dependent kinase inhibitor 1B
Exons: 3
Coding region: 538-1131 (197 amino acids)
Biological process (GO): negative regulation of cell population proliferation; regulation of cell cycle; G1/S transition of mitotic cell cycle
Cellular component (GO): nucleus; cytoplasm
Molecular function (GO): cyclin-dependent protein serine/threonine kinase inhibitor activity; protein-folding chaperone binding
Source: RefSeq, a predicted model, not a curated record